UAUACUGCUUGGUGUGAAGAAAACAAUGCCCCGAUACCUGUAGAAACUAUUGAAAGUAUCUUUGAAGAGUUGGGAACCAUCUUUGGAUUUCAAAAGGAUAAUGUCAGAAACAUGCUUGAUUAUUUCAAUUGUCUUCUAGACUCAAGAUCCUGUCGAAUGGACUGUUCUUUGGCCCUUCUCUCCUUGCAUGCGGACUACAUUGGAGGUGACCGGUCCAAUUACAAAAAAUGGUACUUGAGUUCACAAAUCGAAAACGUCGGACAGAAGAAGGCCAAAUCAGAAAAGGAAUCGGACUGGCCCACUCAGGAUUACCGAUGGAAGAAGAAAAUGCAAAACUACACCAAUACAGAUUAUAUCUACCAAUUAGCCUUGUAUCUCCUUAUUUGGGGAGAGGCUAACAAUUUGAGGUUCAUGUCGGAAUACAUAUGUUUCAUCUACAAGUGUGCAAUUGAUUAUUACUACUCUCUUGGAGAACUUCAAGAGAGCAUUGCCGUGCCUGAGUUUCAUUUUCUUGAUAAUGUAAUAACCCCACUUUAUUCGUAUAUCCGUGGGCAAAGAUAUAAAAUAAAAGAUGGAAAAUGGAAGAGAAAUGGAAAAGACCACAAUGAAAUAAUUGGAUACGAUGAUGUCAACCAAUUCUUCUGGUUUGGGAAAAAUAUAGAAAAAUUAAAAUUUCAAAAUGGAUCACAGUUUCAAAGGCUAGGAACUCUUCCACCUCAAAAUUGGUACCAUAGACUACCGGCAAUUAAAUGGGAACAAGCAUUUCAAAAGACGUACAGAGAGACUAGGACUUGGCUACACGUUUUCACAAAUUUUAGUAGGGUAUGGAUUAUCCACAUGACCAUGUUCUGGUACUAUACGUCUUUCAACUCUCCAACGCUAUACACCAAGAAUUAUUCCCAAUUAUUGGAUAAUAAACCGCCUCCUCAAGUAACACUUGCGGUGGUUUCCUUAGGAAGUGUAAUUUCAUGCUUGAUAUCUUUAGUAUCAAUAGUAUCUGAGUGUAGAUAUGUACCCAGAAGGUUUCCUGGAUCACAACCAAUUUUUGGAAGGUUGAUUUGCUUAAUUAUCCUCACAGGCAUAAAUAUUGCCCCUUCCUGUUACAUCCUUUUCUUCAUUCCUAUUGACGUCUAUUCAAAGCGUGGGCUAAUAAUUGGUAUAUGCCAGUUCAUCAAUUCAAUCUUUACAUUUCUUUACUUAUCAGUUGAAUCUCCCAAUAGGCUCUUCAAUUUUAUUCUUGGAAACAAACAUGACAGGAAUCCUCUGGUUACAUUUACUUCAUCAUUUCCAAAUCUUAAACCUCGCGGCCAAUGCUUAUCAGUUCUUCUCUGGGUUUUCAUUUUCGCAGCCAAAUUCACAGAGUCUUACUUUUUCUUAACUCUUUCCUUACGAGAUCCCAUCCGAGUUCUAUCUAUCAUGGAAAUGAACAGAUGUUCUGGGGACAUUAUAUUUGGAAAUUUCUUGUGUCGACAACAACCAAGGGUAGUAUUGGGACUUCUAUACCUCACAAAUUUGAUUCUUUUCUUCCUCGACACCUAUCUCUGGUACAUUAUCUGUAAUUGCUUCUUUUCAGUUGGUCUUACAUUUUCUUCUGGAAACUCAAUAUUCACACCUUGGAGAAACAUCUUUUCAAGAUUACCAGAAAGAAUAGCAGCAAAAAUGAUAUUUGCCAGUCCAGAUAUCAAAAAUGGAAAAGCUUUCCUAAUAUCGCAGGUUUGGAAUAGCAUCAUUGUUUCCAUGUAUAGAGAACAUUUGAUUUCCAUAGAACAAGUGAAUAGGCUAGUUUACCAGCUGGUUAGAGAAGCGGAUAGCGAAGACAACGUCAUACCCCCAUUGUUCUUUGUCUACCAAGAUGACAAUUCUAUUAGCAUGAAGGAUUUCUUCUAUCCGAAAGGUGAAGCAGAGAGAAGAAUUUCUUUCUUUGCCCAAUCUUUAGCAACACCACUUCUUGAUCCAUACCCAACUAGAGCAUUACCUUCAUUUACAGUCCUAGUUCCCCACUACUCAGAAAAGAUUAUAUUAGGAUUGAAAGAAAUCAUCAAAGAAGACAAAGAUUCUAAGCUCUCUCUAUUGGAGUAUCUAAAACAGUUACAUCCAAAUGAUUGGGAAUGCUUUGUACAAGAUUCAAAAGUAUUGCAACAGAUUUCAUCAGCAAACCCAGAAGAUUAUGAUCCUUUGAACCUUAACAUAAACUCGUCAACAAUCACCACCAAAACUGACAAAGAGACAGAGUACAUGAAGAACAAGAUCAAUGACUUACCUUUUUACUGUGUUGGAUUCAAAGAUACUACCCCAGAGUACACUAUAAGAACAAGGAUCUGGUCUUCUUUACGUUGUCAAACCUUAUACAGAACUGUUUCAGGGUUCAUGAACUACGAAACUGCUAUCAAGUUACUCUACCGAUUGGAAGAUAAAGAUCAGUAUAUGUCGUUUGAAUCGCCUCUUGAAAUGGAGUACGAACUAAACCAGUUUUCCAAUAGAAAGUUCAGACUACUUAUCGCAAUGCAAAGAUACCAAAAGUUUUCAGGAGAGGAGAGAGAAGCGGCUCACUUGUUGUUUAGAACGUAUCCUUCGAUUAAUGUCGCCUACCUUGAAGAGGUACCACGUGAAGAUGGUCAAUUAGACUACUAUUCGACAUUAUUGGAUUUGUCAAAUCCAAACCCAGACAAUACCUUUGGUUGCAAAUACAAAAUAAAGCUUUCAGGAAACCCAAUUCUUGGAGAUGGAAAAUCAGAUAAUCAAAAUCAUUCCUUGAUAUUUACCCGUGGGGAGUAUAUUCAAGUAGUAGAUGCCAAUCAGGAUAACUAUUUGGAAGAAUGCUUGAAAAUCAAAUCUGUACUUGCUGAAUUCGAAGAAAUGGAGAAUAAUUCUGCUUCUGAAUAUAUUCCGGAGGUAACAGAUGAUAAUUCGAAUUGCCCAGUUGCAAUUCUUGGGACUAGAGAGUAUAUAUUCUCUGAAAAUAUUGGGAUUUUGGGUGAUAUAGCUGCCGGAAAGGAACAAACGUUUGGGACAUUAUUUUCCAGAACGCUAGCAGAGAUAGGUGGAAAGCUUCACUAUGGACACCCAGACUUUUUGAAUUCGAUAUUUAUGACUACAAGAAGUGGAAUUUCGAAAGCUCAGAAAGGGUUGCACUUGAACGAGGACAUCUACGCCGGAAUGACAGCUUCUAGUAGAGGAGGAAGAAUCAAGCAUUGUGACUACUACCAAUGUGGAAAAGGAAGAGACUUAGGAUUUGGAACCAUUUUAAAUUUCACCACAAAAAUAGGUUCUGGAAUGGGAGAGCAGAUUCUUUCAAGGGAGUAUUUCUACAUGGGAACUCGGUUGCCAAUCGAUAGGUUCCUAUCUUUCUAUUACGCACAUGCUGGAUUUCACCUUAAUAAUCUCUUCAUCAUACUUUCAGUCCAAAUAUUCAUGGUCACUAUAAUCAACCUAGGAGCUUUAGUACAUGAAUCAAUUCUAUGUAAUUAUAAUCCUUCUGUCCCUUAUACUGAUAUUGAAGAACCCAUUGGAUGUUAUAAUUUGCAGCCUGUACUUAAUUGGAUUAACAGGUUUGUGCUAUCCGUUUUCAUCUGCUUCUUCAUUUCCUUCGUUCCUUUGCUAACACAAGAGCUCAUAGAAAAGGGAUAUGUCAAGGCAUUGGCAAGAGUUUUCUAUCAUUUCGUGUCGUUGUCUCCACUUUUUGAAGUGUUUGUUUGUCAAGUAUUCUCAAAGUCUUUGAGGGACAACCUAACUUAUGGAGAAGCAAGAUACGUUGCAACUGGAAGAGGGUUUGCAAUUUCUCGAGUUCCUUUUUCCACACUCUAUUCCCGAUACUCACCUGUUUCAAUUAACUUGGGAAUCAAGAUUUUUUUUUCUUUACUAUUUGCAACUAUGACGAUAUGGCAAUUCUCAUUGAUUUGGUUUUGGAUUACAAUAGUCUCAUUGUGUCUUGCACCUUUUAUCUUCAAUCCUCACCAGUUUGAAGUUGGUGAGUUCUUUUUGGAUUACAGGGAAUUCAUUCAUUGGAUGUCUAGAGGGAAUACAUCAUCGUCAAACAAUUCUUGGAUUCAUUAUGUGAAAAGUCAACGUUCCAGAGUUACUGGGGUGAGAAGGAUUGCACGAUCAGAAACAAGCAUAGAGAUAGAAGAUACAAGAUCUGCCAGAGUGAACACUAUCCUCAGCGAAGUAGUCUUGAGGCUAUUUGAAUGUAUUUUCCUAUUCAUCCCAUACAUGUUCAUUAAUUCUCAAAAUGGGGUUUCCGUUCCAGCCCGAGUUAACCCAUUGCUUCGGAUUCUUUGUGUUGCACUACUUCCUUACACAGUCAAUAUUGUAAUUCUUCUUGUAUUGCACCCAAUUUCAUUUCUAAGUGGUUGGAUUCUUCAAUAUUGCUGUCCUAGCGUGACAUCUGUGAUCGCUGGAUUGGUUCACUUUGUUUCAAUUUUGGGAAAUAUUGUUGCCUUUCAGGUUCUUCUCUUGCUUGAAGGAUGGAACUUACAAAGAGCAGCUUGUGGGUUCAUCUUUAUUACUAGCUUCCACAGAUUUAUUUUCCAUUUUGUCAUCACUGUCUUCGUAUCCCGAGAAUUGCUGUUGGACAGUCCCAACCUAUCCUGGUGGUCUGGCCGUUGGUUUACAAGUGGUCUUGGGAUUCACAUUAUUUCGCAGCCAUUAAGAGAGUUCAUAGUGAAGAUCUUUGAGUUGAACUCUUUUGCAUGUGACUUUGUAGCUGGGCAUUGUCUCAUGUUCAGUAUGACACCCUUUCUCCUUGUCCCACUAGCAGAUAAAUGGCAUACAAGCAUGCUCUUCUGGCUCAAACCUUCCAAAAAGUUCCGUAGGGCCAUUUACUCCAGAAAAAGAACUCGCCAGAGACAAAGGCGUAUGGUGCGCUACGGAUUUCUCUACUUUGUGAUCAUGGCACUCUUAGCAGCCAUUUUUUUGGCACCACUAUUUCUCAACCACUACAUUCCAAACCUAAGACCUCGGCUCCCUCCCCCGUAUUCAGAACUCUUCCAGCCCAACCACCAGUUGAAUAAUGACACCGGGGAAAAUGCCCCGUACUAUAUUCCACGAGCCAAACCGCGCCCUCUCCCAAUGCGGACUGUAGCUUAG
This is a messenger RNA of Scheffersomyces stipitis CBS 6054, 5085 nucleotides long. It is a transcript of the gene FKS3, whose product is annotated as 1,3-beta-glucan synthase. The annotation marks the transcript as partial. NCBI's taxonomy places the organism in Eukaryota, Fungi, Ascomycota, Pichiomycetes, Serinales, Debaryomycetaceae. Gene Ontology annotation, biological process: fungal-type cell wall polysaccharide biosynthetic process; (1->3)-beta-D-glucan biosynthetic process. The record is from RefSeq and is a predicted model, not a curated record. Gene Ontology annotation, molecular function: 1,3-beta-D-glucan synthase activity. The transcript has a single exon. Gene Ontology annotation, cellular component: plasma membrane; 1,3-beta-D-glucan synthase complex.